CAUCUGCCCGCCUGGUGCCCAACUGACGUCCCUUCCCAGCCCGAGCCCUGGGGACAGCGGCUGCAGGACUGCUGAGGGCCUGUGGCAGCAUGAAGGCUCCGAGUCGCCUCCUGCUCGUUGUCCUGUGCUCUUUGCUCGGCUCUGCCAUCUACAUCCUCCUCUGCUGCUGGACCUGCCUGCCCCCGUGCCGGGCCACCUGCCUGGACCGCCACCUCCCUGUGGACUCCAGCCCCACUGCGCCAGGGCCCCUGCGCUUCAGCGGGUACAGCAGCGUGCCUGAUGGGAAGGUGGGUCCGCCAGGCAGCAUGGCACCAGGGCGUCUGAGCCCAAGCCCUGUGAGGAAACAGCCCUUUGUAUGGAGCAUAGAUGCCUGGCUGCUCGAAGCCGUGACAAGGGGAAAUGGAGGUCCGUGGGACAGGGUGGCUGCUUUGGGAGAGACAGACACCACCAGAGCAGCAGACAUGCUGCGCAUGAACCAGGCGCCCACCGUGGGCUUCGAGGUGGACGUGGGCCGGCGCAGCACCCUGCGCGUGAUCUCGCACACCAGCGUGCCGCUGUUGCUGCGCAACUACUCGCACUACUUUCAGCAGGCCCGAGACACGCUCUACGUGGUGUGGGGCCAGGGCAGGCACAUGGACCGCGCGCUGGGCGGCCGCACCUACCGCACGCUGCUGCAGCUCACGCAGAUGUACCCGGGGCUGCAGGUCUACACCUUCACCGAGCGCAUGAUGGCCUACUGCGACCAGAUCUUCCAGGAUGAGACCGGCAAGAACCGGAGGCAGUCCGGGUCAUUUCUCAGCACCGGCUGGUUCACCAUGAUCCUUGCCCUGGAGCUGUGUGAGGAGAUCGUGGUGUACGGGAUGGUCAGCGACAGCUACUGCAGGGAGCGGAGCCACCCCUCGGUGCCUUACCACUACUUCGAGAAGGGCCGGCUGGACGAGUGCCAGAUGUACCUGGCACAUGAGCGGGCACCGCGCAGCGCCCAUCGCUUCAUCACGGAGAAGGCCGUGUUCUCGCGCUGGGCCAAGAAGAGGCCAAUCGUGUUCGCCCACCCGUCCUGGAGAGCCGAGUAGCCGCCACCUGACGCCUGCCGGCCACACACUUCCACCCGGCCGGCGUCCCAUCCCAGGCCACCACACUCCACUGAGAACGUUUAGUUUAUGCCUCCGCCUCCUGCCACACGCUGGGUGGAUUUCCGGCUCCUUCCUGCCCCACCCUGGGGACAGCCAGAGCCGUCUCCAGCCUUAGGCGUUGAGGGGGACGGAGGGGCGUCUUCUCCACUCCCACUCCCUGAGAAAUCAUGUCUUGAUUUGGGGGUUCAGCCCACCCACCACCAGGUCUCUCAAGUGGCCUUCGCCCUUGGGGCCAAUGGCCCCACUCACCAGCAUCACGACCUGUGCCAGUCCCCGUCCACCCCCUACUCCCUCUCCCUGCCUCUGGUGCCACCUUCUCAGGCUGGGGCCCUGGUCGGGGCAGCCAGGGGCCCAGGGUUUGUGGGGCCAGGGGCCUCUGAGCGUGACCAUCACGGCUGUCUCCGGAGCGUACGGGUAAACGCAUUUUCUGGACUGUCUGGAGUGGUCCUGUGUGCGGGGUGGGCACUGGGGCUUUCUGCAUAGGACAGGCCCUUCACCUAUUGACCGGAGGGCUGGCCAAGCCCUGUGCCCCUUCCCAGCAUGCGCCCCUCUGCCCUGCAGCCUUCCUGCCAGCCUCACAGCUGUGCUAGCCCGGGAGAUGGGCCGAGCCGGAUGCUUCUGGGACCCCUGCCCUGAACUCCGCAGGAACGGAGUCAGGCAGGGCCUUGUAGGAUGGGGUGGGAAGGGAGGGAAUUCCUCCACCCCACAUCACCUUGCAGGCCCAGGGCCAGAUUCCAAAGAACUUGGCAGUUAAAUGCCCUGUGACCUUGAGGUUGGUGCUUUAUAGAGAGGAAGGUGGAGGGCAACCUUGUGAGGAUAUUGCUGUCCCGGAAGUGAGGCCUACACUGGCCCUGGCUGAGGCCCAGACCUCAGGCCAGAGCUCUUCCAUCUCUGAGCUUCAUUUUCCUCACCUGUGAAAUGGAGGAGCCGUUCCACCACCCAACCACCAAUGUGGCCUCAGCCAUGGGAGGCUGAGUCAGGAGGAAUUGAACCUGCGAGCUGUGCCAAGGGCCUCAGCCUGCACGAAGGGGAAGAGCCCCCCACCCAGGAGGAGUCCACCCCUUCCCUCUGUAGUUGGGAGACCAACGUCAGAGCCUGGGCUUCUAGGUCUCAGCCUUGUCUGGGAAUCAUACGUGACCUGAGUUGGAUUUAGCUUCCUGCUCUGCAGGUAGCAACUUGAAAUGCUUCACCUUUUCCCCGCCGAGGAGCCAGACUUCAUGAAUGACAUGGUCAGUCGUGCUAAGGGCUCCGGUGACCUGGGGACACUCCCUCCUGCCCUGCCUUCUCAGGAGAGACCUAGCACUGCCCCAAAGCACUGCCCUUGCUCUCUGCCCAGUACCAGGUGGGCCCAGGAGGCAGAAGAGCCCCAACCGGGGGGAGCAAGGUGAUGGCUGAAUCCAGGCUGGCCCUGAACUUGCAGCAAUCCUCCUGCCUCAGCCUCCCGAGUGCUGGGAUUAGAGGUCACACCCGGCUGCAUGGUUGGCAUUUGGUCUGUAGGAGCCAUCAUUUUAGAUGGGAUCACCCUCUUCAGCUGGCCCUCCCCUGGCUUGAUGGUGGGCAGCAGGCUCUCUGCUCUCAAGUCUCCCUGCUCGUGACCUCCCCCUGGGUGUCCAAGGGCCCAGAAACCGCAGCCCUGAGAGAUUUGAAUGCCCUCCCUGGAGGUGGCCACUUCCUCCAUCCUCCAGCAAAUGCUGGCCCAGCCCUUGGACCCAGGAUACAGAGCCUCCUCUGUCCUGGCCCUGCCCCGGGGUGCGGUGUUUACUGCUGGGUGGCACAAACAGUCGUCUUUCUGGGGUGGCAACCUUCAGGGAGGAACCCACCAACCACUUCCUCCAGGCGCAGAGAUGCUCCCUGGCAGCUCUGGCAGCUGCUUCGGGCUCUGGCGGUGAAGCUGAGUGGGCUCCCCACUUUGUGGCUGCCAGAAGGUAAGCGGUGGGUAGGGGUCACCCCACAUCCCUGAGGAGGAGGAGGAGCGGGGCACCCCUGAGUGCAGCCACCCCGGGGCCUGCUUUCCUGCCCACACGCUGGUCCUUUCCCCCCCAUGGACUCUCGAGGCCCACCUGCGCCCCGAGUCCCAGCGGUCCCUUGUUCAGAGUGGCAGCGUCAUCUCUGCAGACGGGGCCGGGACACUGGGCGUCCUGACUGUGGUGAACUCAGCCCAAGGCUGCCCGUGUUAGGGCGGAACCCUCAUGAGGUCUGGGAGCAGCGUUUAUGGGGCCCCUUGUGACCCGGCCCCCACCUCUCUUCCCCAGACACCCCUUCUGCGGGCUCCUUCUGGGCUCUGAAGAGUCCCCAGGCCUGGUUCCUAGCCAGGUAUGUGAGGCCCCAGGGGGAGCCUUGGCUUUGGCCUCAGAUUGGGAGCUGGGUGGUAGACGAGCUCUCUUAGGGCUCUUUCUGGGACCUUGUGGGAGGGGAAAUUGAUCAAGAGCACAGAGAAGUUUGCUAAGGGGCCGGGGGCAUAGCUCCAUGGUAGAGCACCUGCUAGUGUACCCGGGACCCUGGGUUCCAGACGCAGCAUCCAUACAACUUACACCUUUGCUAAGGACAGACAGUGUGGGUGUGGGUCACAUGCAGCACCCCUGCUACCGGGGCAGGACGGGCUCAAGCAAUGUGGGCCCCUGCAGGCCAUGGUGUGGGCCUGGAGGGGAGCCCUGGCACCGGCAGGUCAGCAAGGGCCACCAGGGCUGCCAAGGCCCCCAUCCGCCCAGUGUCUCUGUCGGGGCUGGCCAAGCUCCCAGGCUUGGAGUAUUGACCUGAGCCUCAGUUUCCCCUGGAAAGUUGGGAUAACAGUGGCAUGGGUUAUUUCAUGGAUUCCAUGGGGUGUGUUCACAGUGCUGGUGCAGAAGAGGGCAGCCAAUGUGGAGCUCCCGGUCCUCACUAUUGGGGUGCAGGCUCCCCCUCCCAGGGCCCCCAAGGGAAGCCAGCCCUGAGCAGAGCCUACUGCAGGUGCCCUGGGCCCAGGAACGUCACAGGCCUGGGGGGGUCAUGCCAGGUCCCACUGUGGUCCUGAGGCUGAGCUGAGGCACCCUUUCUCACUUUUGGGUUCCAUGGCUUGGAGUGGGGAGAAGGGCUGGAGACAGGAUGCUUCUACCUUAGACGCAGCCUCUGACGUGCGCCCCUUGGAGAGGGUCAUCAGGGCUCCCCUGACUGCCGCCCCCCCAUAAGUGGGGUGGGGUGGGACAUAGGGUGGCCACCAGCACCUGGGCGGGACUGGGCUGAGGGUCAGAAAGUGGUGACCCAAGACACUGGGCAGGCAGGAAGCGUGUGCCCACUCCUCCCUCGGGGAGGCCCAUUUCCUUCCUAAUGGCGGGUGCUUUUACAGCUCCAAGGGUGGACCUUGCCCCACAGCCCCUUCACUGAUGUUUGUUUUGAUUAAAAACAGAACAUUGCUAAUGUAUCAAAUUAGUACAGUGCAAACAUCAUAGAAGUUUAUAAAGCUUUAAAAAGUUUAUAGGAGGGGCCGGAGAUUUAGCUCAGUGGUUCUGCCACCUGUCUGGCAAGCUCAAGGUCCUGAAUUCAAUCCCCAGUACCAAAAAAAAAAAAAGUUUAUAAAGUAAAGAUAGCCCCAGCCCUCCUGCCCCACCGCUGCCCUGCAGGGACACCAUGGCCGGUAGUCCCUGUGGCUUCAUCCUGACAUUUACAUAUGCACUUACACAUACAGUGAUGUGCUAUGCGUAAGUGACUUAGUAAAAAAGAAAAGCCAGGUGUGGUGGUGGGGAGGGAGGAGGAUCACUGUGAGUUUGAGGUCAGGCUAGACUACACAGCGAGACCCUGUCUCAAAAACAAAAGUGAAAAAAUAAAAACCAAGCAAGGCCGGGAUGCAGAUAGUGGUACAGAUCGUUAUUCUUGACUUCUGCUUUUAAAACUUUAUCUUUUUUGGUACCAAGGAUCGAACUCUGCACCUUGCACUUCCGAGGCAGGC
Molecule: messenger RNA, 5055 nt
Organism: Fukomys damarensis (Damara mole-rat)
Lineage: Eukaryota; Metazoa; Chordata; Mammalia; Rodentia; Bathyergidae
Gene: St6galnac4
Product: ST6 N-acetylgalactosaminide alpha-2,6-sialyltransferase 4
Exons: 6
Coding region: 90-1073 (327 amino acids)
Biological process (GO): oligosaccharide metabolic process; ganglioside biosynthetic process
Molecular function (GO): alpha-N-acetylgalactosaminide alpha-2,6-sialyltransferase activity
Source: RefSeq, a predicted model, not a curated record